Molecule: messenger RNA, 3829 nt
Organism: Phasianus colchicus (ring-necked pheasant)
Lineage: Eukaryota; Metazoa; Chordata; Aves; Galliformes; Phasianidae
Gene: INTS12
Product: integrator complex subunit 12
Biological process (GO): snRNA 3'-end processing
Cellular component (GO): integrator complex
Source: RefSeq, a predicted model, not a curated record
CCUAAAAAGACAGGUGCCCCCAGGAAUUAUUUCACUUUGCACUACGUUAAUAUUUAUGCUCUAUGGGAGACAACUGUGGGAAGCCGAGCUAUAUUUCCAGCCGGACGAUCAACGCGUUGCGGGAGCUUAGGGCCACCGCACCCUUCAGCGCAUCCAAAGGACUGUGCCUUCCCGCCACCAGCGCGGGUCUCCGUCGGCAAACACCUCAAGCACGCGCUUCAGGAACGGGGCAACCGGCGGGAAGAGAGCCCGCGCGGGGAAGCAGCGGCGAGGCGCGAACUCCCAAGGCCGCCGAGCCCGCGCGCUGCCUCACGCACCUCCCGCCCCGCCCACCGCCGCGCGAGCCGAUAAACGGCCCCCGGUCGCCACCAGCGCCGAUCUGUCGGGGUCCGCCUCUCCCUCGGCCGCUCCCCGCCGCUUACCCGGCCCCGCGCACGAUACGUCGCCGCCGCUUCCGCCCCGGAUCCGCCUCUCUCCGUGUGCCCAUGCGCGUCCCGCCCGGCUCCGCCUCACCCGCGCCGCGCUCCGCCCUCCCGCCUGCGGAGCGAGGCGGAACGGCCGCUGGGUACCGGCUGAGGGCUCUGAGCGGCGGCGGCGGCUGCCGUCUCCUCCCCUCAGACACCACUAUGGCUGCUGCGGUGAACAUGGAGCUCGAUCCUAUUUUUCUGAAAGCCCUGGGCUUCUUGCGUUCCAAGAGCAAGGAUUCUGCAGAAAAGUUGAAAGCACUUCUUGAUGAGUCUUUGGCCAGAGGAGCUGAUUCAAGUUAUCGUCCAUCUCAGAAGGAAGUAGAGCAACCAAAAGUAUGUGUUACCAAACCUGUUUCUAGUAAGCAAGAUCCUAAAGCCUCUUCUAGUUUGCCUUCUGGUAACAACAAUGGCAAGCCUACUGCAUCAGAAAAGGUGAAAAAAGAAACAGAAAAGAGAUCUGCUGAUAAAAUAAAAGGGGAUGCUGCUGAAGGAGCUGAUGUGCCAAAGAAGCCCAGACUCGAGAAGCAAGAGGCUCGUUCCUCUCCAAUUACGGUUCAGACAAGUAAAGAUUUAUCCAUGCCUGAUUUAUCUAGCUUUGAGGAAACCAGUGCUGAUGACUUUGCUAUGGAAAUGGGUUUGGCCUGUGUUGUUUGCAGGCAAAUGACGGUUAUUUCUGGGAAUCAGCUUGUAGAGUGUCAGGAGUGCCAUAAUCUUUACCACCAGGAUUGCCAUAAACCUCAGGUGACAGACAAGGAAGUGAAUGAUCCUCGACUUGUAUGGUACUGUGCCCGCUGUACCAGACAGAUGAAGAGAAUGGCUCAGAAGACACAAAAACCACCUCAAAAACCAGCUCCAGCAGUGGUUUCAGUUGAACCAGCUGUGAAGGAUCCAUUGAUCAAGAAAUCUGAAAUUAAAUUGAAACCUGAGACCCAAACAACUUUUCUAGCAUUCAAGAGAACAGAAGUGAAGCCCUCAGCAGCAGUUUCGGGGAACUCAGCCAGUACAAGUGUUUCCUCUUCAGCAACCACCAGUGGCCUUACAGGAUGGGCUGCUUUUGCAGCCAGAAACUCCUCUGCCAAUCCAUCAACUGCCAAACUGGGAUCAACAGCACAGAGCACCAGUGGGAAACCUGCAGCAGCUUCAAAUAACCAGAAACCCGUGGGUCUGUCGGGGUUGGCAGCUUCCAAAACAGGACUAGGGUCAAAAAUAGCUUCUGCUAACAAUAGCACAAGCCCUGUUCAGCUGAAACCACCUCCACCUCUCACACUGGGAAAAACCACUCUUAGUCGUUCGGUAAGUAGCGACAAUGUUAGCAAAGUAGGUCUUCCUAGUCCCAGCAGCACUGCGCCAAGCACCAGCAGUCAGGUGAGCAGUGGGAAUGGCAACAGUGGGACUGCAGGUAACAGCGGGGGCAACGCAAGCAAAACCACAGCAGAUGCUGGUAAUCAGUCAGCUUCUCUGAAAGGCCCAACUUCACAGGAAUCUCAGCUCAAUGCAAUGAAGAGGCUACAAAUGGUCAAGAAGAAGGCUGCUCAGAAGAAACUCAAGAAGUAGUACAGCUGCUUGCUGAUCUUGCUGAUUGUGAUCUGUAAAAGAGCAGCAUUUAUCUUUUAAUUAAAGAAAAUCCCUGAGUUACUGGACUGAACCAGUAAUUAGGGAAGUCCCAAACCUAUGCUUUCCAGAGGUAAAUCUUAGGUAAUCCUACUAUUCCUUCUGACUUUAUAAAUCUGAAAACUCAAUAUGUUAGAAAAAUAUUCACUAUUACAUGCUGUUGGUUUUUAGCUCAAAGCAAUGGAAUGUGAAAUUGUAAGCAUUGGGAAUUUUGGUGUAUUUAAGAGAACAAUUUGUGGAUACAAAUUGAACUUAAGCUGUCAUCCUUCAGCAUUGUGAAUAAAAGUGUUAUUCUGGGAAAUUACUGCCACUUUCUUUCAUUCAGGUUUCUGAUCCUUAAAAUGCUUUAGCUUUUACAAGUUGUUUGUGUUGGGCAGUUAAUGGAGUUCUCUGCAUGUUGCACAAGUCAUAUGAGAAGUGGCCUAACUUGGUUUUCUGCACUAAGAAGUUUCUUUGUCACUUUCUAGUUGUUCUCUGAGGGAAAAGAGUAGAAAUGACCCCUAGACUGUGAAGAGUGGAAGAGAGCCAAAAUGGUGUUUUCAAUCUGUAAAGAACCUUAGGAUUGUCCUGUUGUAAUGUGAAUGGAUAAUUGUCCACCACGUAUUUAAUUGAAUGCGCAAUCUCAUUGAACUGUAUUGUUUUGAUGUGGAAGGAAAACUAGAAGAAAGUGAAGGGAAUUAUGUUACCUGUCAGGGUGUUGGCUCCCUCUGGUGCACCUGAAACAAAGUUUUGAUCACCUAGGUACUCCAUGCUGUGAGAUUUAGAAGUAUUGCAUGCUAGCCAUUUAUGUAUUUGCAAGUAUCUAAAAUAGCAAUAGGAGCUAUGUUGCAUUGAAGUACAUAAAAAAUAUUUCUAAUAGCAUAGACUUUAAAACACAGAAGAUGAUUCUGAGAUCUGAAUGUAUUCCUUUAGUCUUCUGUGAAAAUGAGCAUACUUUGCUUUCUUAAAGAAUAAGGAAAAAAAUUUAAGCUCUGAAUAGGAAGACUUUGUUAUACUGAGUGUUCCACACACCUUUCAUGGGAACUCCUGUAUCUGUCUCUAUUUUGUGGUGUUAUUUAAUGUCUCUCAAGAAUUGGAGAAGGAUUUUGAAUCUUGCUGUCUAUCAUCAGCCUGCAGCAAUCCCCUCUCCAUUCUGUUGAGGGGAGCAUCUCUAAACAUGAAAAUGUCUCAGUUUAGGAGGUACGUGAAAACUACAGCCUUUUAUGUGUUUGAAAUGUGGGAUGAGCAAAUCUGAUACAUGCAGCUACUUUCCUUCUUUUCCCCUCUCCGUUGUUCAGGUUUAAGCUAAGUUUUGUUAUUGAAUGUCUGAAUAGCUUCAUUUAUUCAGGAUUGCCUUAGCUACUUUGAGAAUUUCUUUUCUGCUGCAAUUAACAUUUCUUGUGCAGUGAAAAGGGAAAAACUUUGUCUUUGUAGUGCAUGCUUCUUCCAGGGCAAUUUAAAAGUAAGUGACAGUACUAGGAGGGAGAAUACAGAACCUUUAUUGCCCAUUUAUUAGCUAAUUGUUCUCACUCUCUAGCACAAAGGCUUUUAAUGUUGUUAUAGUAGGAAAAAAUACUGCAAUUAGAAGGCAUAUUUUCUUCUUAAAUACUAUUCUGAAAAAUGUUGCUCAUGUUAUGAAGUAGAGCAUUAAGCUAGAUUUCCUUUAAUGGUUGGAGUGCUACUAUGUGAAGUAUAAACUCUAAUAGUAUGAUUUGCUCCCACAGGAAGGUUCUGUGUCUUGUGUCCAAAUAAACAAUUUUGUUUGGGAGUUC